AUGUCCUGGAACCGGCCUCAGCUGAGGAGCGGCACCGAUCUGCAGCUGCAGUCGGCCUUCAACGACGGACAAUGGGCCAACGUCAUCCGUCUUGCUGAUAAACGAUUUCGGACCUUCAACGAUCCUUACUUCGAAGCAGUGAGAGUAUGCGCCGAGAGCCAUCUAGAGUCACCUUUGGAGAAGGCGUCACCUCUCAUUGCAAUCCAGAAGCUGGUCAAGGACCCGUCCGCUGUAAGAGAUGCCGAUUCUCUUGAACUGCUGGAGUGGGCCUCUGAGGGUUUCAUGCAAGAUGAAGACUUCGCAGCGACCUUUGGACCCCUGAAGUUGCGAUAUGUGAAGGCGAACCCCAAGGACAAGAACGGCGGAACAAGAUGUCUCGAAUCUUGUCUAUUGCACUGGGACUUGGUUAGCGCGCAACAGAUUGCGGCUGUUCUUGAUAGGUCCUUUCCCCAAGAAAGAAGCUUUAUGUUCUGGAACAUUGCCAUCACCCAUUUGCUUGCGACCAGUGAUCAGUGCCCCGCUGGCAAGAAGCAGCUCUACGGCAUGCUGUCAUUGAAGCAAAUGCAGCGCGCUGCCCAACUGACUGAGCAAGCAGGCACCGGAGCGCAUGGCGAAGUGGCCGAUCGAGCGAUCAAGACAGAGGAAGAAAUUCUCCUCUUUUACCGCCUACUAGAAGCUCACGGUUCCGAUGCGGAGUUGGAUGCUGCUCUCCAGGGCCCAACUCUAAAUCCCGUCUAUCAGUUCAAGGCUGGCCGCAAGGAUCUCUUCCUCCAGACUAUUGACGUGCUUGAGCGAAAAGAAAACUGGAAAGCGGUGUAUGACCUCUGCAGAGAAUGCCUUUCGGCUACGGAUGACAAGGGCCAACUGAGUCUUCUCGCAUGCGAUUGGGCUGUCUGGAAGAAGUUCCUUAAUGCUGCUGGCCGAACAGGGGAGGUUCACAAUGCUUCGACCGAAGUUUUUGAACUCGUCGACCGGUUCUUGACGCAAGAAAACGUCCGCUCAAUCUAUAAGCGUAACAUCCGUCUGGCCAAGGUCGAGGCAACUUUCCAGUUUUCGCAACCUACAGGCUCCGAGGCGAGGUCAGACGCGUUCGAGGAGCUCUGCCGGUAUAUCGAUAUCGAGUGCGAAUCACCCGCUUGUUUCGACGAUGUCAAGGCCUUCGUCGAGCGCCUUCCCCCACACCAAGUAAAGGAAUUUGCUUAUGAAUACGUCACUCGUCUGGCAGAAGAGUCCAAGGAAGCUGCUAGGUCGGCAUCUGUAAAAGCUUUGGCUUUGAAACUACAGUACCUUGGCCUCUCUACUUCGAAAAUGCUUGUCCGUGUUUCGGACGAGGACCCGAAAAAGCCAAACAACUGGAGAUGCAUCGUGUGUGCAACUGUCAAUAAGGCACCUAUUUGCGCAAGUUGUGUGCAGAACUUGUUGGAGUCCACGUUGAUUCUGUACUCCUCCCUCAUCCACUCUUCUGAAACCAAUCUGUCCCUCGAUUGUAUACCGGAAUUGGCCAUUCUCGCAGCAACAUGCUGCAUAAAGCUAAGCGGCCUCCACGAACGCUGCGCUCUCAACCCUACCUCUACGAUGAAGAGCGGCCGAUCUGAUCGUGUGCUUCAGGCCGCCCUUCUCAUCGAGAACCAGCUCACUAAAACCCCGAAGCAUACGAGACUGACCCUACUCCUGGUGCGCAUUUAUCUCGUGCUCGGAUGCGCAUCUCGAGCUCGUGAGGUGUGGGAAACAGCAGACGUAAAGCGAACCAUCAUUGACUCCCUAGGCCCCUAUUUCUUUGAUCGUCUGUCAAGCAUCGCUCCUACCUUGGUCAUCCCCCCGAACAAGCCUGGGAAGGGCCUGAUGCAAGGCCUGAAGGCGCACUACAACACGUCGCUCAAGCUGAGAAUGCCCAGAAGGCUGGCCGAUGCUUUCGAAGCCGAGAGCUACACUGCUAUUCUCGACAUUCCGAGUUACAUUGAGCAUCUGAGGUCGAGCUGCACAUUGGUUAUGGGAUACGUCGAGGAGUCUAGAGCUGCACGAGCUCUUGGCAUCCGCAACGACUCAAUAUUCGACGAGCCUGCGAUUGAGGAAAUUACCGACGACUCUGUUCUAAAUGAGGUCAUCGAUUACGGAUCUGUUCCCAACAUGGAGGCGGCGACGAGCCGACCCAUUUAUGACGUCUUGCGGCUUGGACCGGAUCCAUCAAACUGUCGUUCUCACUUAGCCCUUGCUGCAGAGAGAUUCAUCGACAUCCUCUCCUUCAAGCCCGCACCUUCGUACAAAGUAACCAACGUUGCUCAAACGACAGCAGCGGAGCAGGUCUUUGUCUCAGAAUCCCUACAGCGGCUUGGCAACUCGUUGAACAUAUUCCUGCACACCCGAGGAAACGCCCUUACACAGCAAGAAGAGACGUAUUACGAGAUUAUUUCCCUCCUUAGCUCCUUGGUUCCCCUCGCCGUCGCCGCCAGCCAGAAUCCGCCACCCCCAGAACUCCUGUCAAGCAUCGUCUCGGGCAUCAAAACUGGCCUCGAAGGUCUUCGGGCCCAGUCCCUGUCGACGCCGGCUGAUGCGGACAGAAUCAAGGCACUGUUGAUGCUGAGCUCGCUGCAUGGUCUGUUUCUUCUUCGCGACGCUGCAGCGGCCGUGAAGCUGGCUGUAUCGCAUAUCGUUGCGUUCAACGAGCGGGAGAAGGACAGGGACCGAUCUGGGCAGAGCAAUGUGCCCAAGGAAAUCAUGGCACAAGUCAAGGCCUUGGAUGCCGCCGCGGGGACCGCCAUGACCGAGGGAAAAGCGAGGGUUAUCCUCCUCAAGAAGGAAAGCGAUAGCUUGAGCGCAAAUAAACUAAGCUCUUGGACGUUCGAGACGGACCCGGACAAGUCGGCGGAGCAAAUUCGCGAUGUGGCUGGGGCACAUCUUGGUGUUUGGUCGCAAAGAGUGGUAGACAGCUGGCGGACGAACUUGAAGGGCUGGGAAUCGGUGCGGUGGGAGUAG
Colletotrichum graminicola M1.001 is the source of this 2973-nucleotide messenger RNA. Its product is annotated as N-acetyltransferase B complex non catalytic subunit. The transcript has 8 exons. The record is from RefSeq and is a predicted model, not a curated record. Gene Ontology annotation, biological process: N-terminal peptidyl-methionine acetylation. Gene Ontology annotation, cellular component: cytoplasm; NatB complex. Gene Ontology annotation, molecular function: protein-N-terminal amino-acid acetyltransferase activity. NCBI's taxonomy places the organism in Eukaryota, Fungi, Ascomycota, Sordariomycetes, Glomerellales, Glomerellaceae. The coding region runs from base 1 to 2973 and encodes 990 amino acids.